GCUGUUCAGACAGCCAAAACGAUGCAUGGAAGAGGCAGAGGAGGAUUUCUGCAGUCUUCAUUUUUUUAAAAGCUAAAAGCGGAUCCAAGAAGAACAGGGCAAGUUGCUACGACAUCAACUGAAUGCUGCUGUUUUUCACGUGUUCUUUCUGAAUUAUAAGGGUUUGUCGGUGAGGCCCUAUUAGGUGCUUAUUUCCAUCCAUUGCCGUCGUAUCAUAAACUUCCUUCCCCAACUCAGGAAACUGUUUUAAAUUUUUUUCACCCACUGGAAACACUGGGCUCUUAACCUGCUGUGGUGUGAACUUAAAUGUUUGUCCCACCUUUCUCCCCCUUCCUUUCUAAACAUAUUUUUGCAAAAAUAUCAACGUUCUUGAUUUGGAUAUUGUUGGACACCUCUCCCCUGCAGUUAAUUAUCCUUUGUGGAAUUCCCUCAAGAAUAUCCUUUGUGGGACUCCCUCAGCCACUGCCUGUUCGAACAUCUAUAGCCUAAUUUUCUUUCUGCUUUUGAGAGGUCCCUGGCAAUGUCUAAAUCCAGGGCUCUGUCUCUAUAGAAACAUCUUUGCAGCUGUGUGCCAGAGGAUGGCAGGCCCACUCCUUUCCAGCUGUCCAUUUCUACUCUUGGCUAUAGGGGUGCUAGAAAUGGCUUCUUGGGCUGGCUGUGUGGAAACUGAGAAAAAUGGCAGCAGAAGGAGCCAUGAGAAGAAAUCCCAGUGGAAUGAAUAUCCCACCGGACAAAGUGCAGGCAGCCUCCCCUUAGCAUCAUCCAAUGAUCCGGAAGCUAUUACAGGAAAUACUCAUAUUGACCCCCGGGAUGCCUGGAUGUUCUUUAUGAAGCAAUCAAACAAAGGAGCAAACAGCAAAAAAGGAAGCAAAAGCAAAUCCAAAAAAAUCAGGUUUGGCAUUCCUGGCCCACCGGGUCCACCUGGUCCACCAGGACCUCCUGGAGCCAUAAUUAACCAAGAGGAACUGCUACGAGAAUUCCGAUUACUGCUUAAAGGAAUAAUCAAGGAGCGGGAAGAGAUGAAUCUGAAAACCUGUGACAACUGCCAGGAAGAGGCAGAGAGGGACAGGAGAGAAGAGAACUUCUUGACUCAGAUAAUUGGCUCACUGUUGGCAAGCAGGGAUCAGGGACGAGUGGAGGCAGCCUUUCACUGCCGGACCCGGAAGAACAUUUCCAUUGAACGCCGGACCCUAAAAGAACUUCAUCUUUACUACAUACCUCAAACAGGGGAGAUAUUCCAUCGUGGCCUAGGGCUAAACCUUACCAAUGGUCAAUACAAAGCACCUCUUAGUGGAUACUACAUCUUCACUGCUACACUGCAUAUUGCCAACAGGAAUCAUUCAAAGAAAAGUCAGCCACGCACUCAAGAUCGCCUGCGCUUGCUGAUCUGUGUCGAGUCACUGUGCCAGCAAAACAUUUCUUUGGAAACAGUGAGUGGUAUGGACAAGAACAGCAAACUUUUCUCUAUCGCAGUCAAUGGAAUUCUCUUCCUGCAGGCUGGCCAGUAUGCUUCAGUUUUUGUGGACAAUGCAACAGGAACAUCCCUCACAGUACAAAAAGGGUCAGACUUCAGCGCGGUCUUCUUGGGUCUCUAAUUGGCCCACAGAUGUGAAUCACUAAACUAGAAACUGGCCCUAAGCUACGUUUGUCCCCUUCAGUCACAUGGGUCUGACAACAAAGAUAAGCAUGCGGCACCAGCAAAACUACAGAGCAGCACAAUUCCUGCUCAUGCAAUACAAGCAUGCCACAUACUGCUGUUCCUUGGUUAAGUAUUUGAGGUGAAAGAAUCUUGUAACUGCCAUAUUGGUUCAGUUUCUCACUAAGGGAUUCUAAUCUACAUAGCAAAGAAUUUUUGUGUAGAAUCUUUCACCUGUCUGGUCUCUCAACUCAAGAAGUGAGACGCGCUUACUGUCGUCGGCUGCAUCGCUUGCAAGACACUGUCUACCCAGUUUGGGAGAGUGCCGUUAUAAAGUCUUGUGGCCUUAAAAAAAAAAAUCACCACUACAUGGUACUCUAGCUCUGAGUCCAGGAGAGCAGUAAGAUAAUACUUUGAACCAUAGCUGGUUAAUGUGCUCAGCCAUGUAUCCAUCGAGCACCGACAUGACGAAGGAAUAAGAGUACUUCUGUUUCUUAGUAAUUAUUUUUGUGUGUGGCUGCCAGAACUGCAGAGCGAUAUCUAAGAAUUUUAACACCGCACAGCACCACCCUCCCCUACUACAGUACCCAAGGCACGUAGGCAGGCAUUCAAAAUGUUCUUGCUUUUUUAUUUUCUAAGGGUGGGGGGAGGAACCCACACACUUAUCUACUUUAGUCUGAAAAGAUACUGAUGUAACAGGUCAGCAUGGCUGCUGUUAUACAUUAUUUACACUGCCAAGUAAAAGGCAAGAACUGUUUAAUUAGAGCAACUUUCCUCCUGGAACUACCAACUCUGCUUCAAUGUGUUUCUUGACCCUUGAUGGUCCAUAAUUGCUACCAUAUAGGCAAUCUCACUUCAAAUACUCAGCAGAUAUGCAUCUCCAAGUACCGAAUCUUUAUAGUCCACAAAACAAAGCAUAUUGAAAAGCUCCCAGUGUGUAAGAGAGCUAAUGUGCCUUCCUUGUGAAAGAAAUAUUUGAUGUAGGGGACUAUUCCAACAGGAGCUUCCCUCCUCCCCCGUUUUUUAAUCAUCCUGUAUGAGGGCUGAGGAAGAAAGGCAAAUAGCCACCACCACCCCUAAAAAAAUUCAAUGUUGUGUAGUUACAAGUAAGCAAGAGAGCAGGAGCACCUUCAGAAGAGGUUGGUAGGGUGCUGGCCCAAGCAAGUAUAUUCCGUUACUGGAACAUAUCCAUGUACUUUGUGAACAGGGUUAAUUCCCAGUAAGCGGAGUACCCACCCUUCUCUCUCUGGCAAUUCCAUCUAGCCUGAUAAGCCCACACUGGUGCCCUGCCCUGCCACAUGAGCACAAUUAGUUGUCGCCCUGCAGCUCUUGUAAUGCUUACAUUAAUAUAUGCUAUAGAAUGUUAUGAGAAGCUCUAUUAUAUUCAGAAGCGUGUACGUGUGUGUGUGUGCGCACAUGCGCGCACUUGGCUUGUUAAAUGCAUUGUAUUUAAUUUUAAAAGGAAUACAUGAAAGAGCUGCAACUGCAACAGGGAAACAAGCUCUUUUAUGUAGACUCUCAAAAACACACAGAUCCCACCACACCUGUAGGGGCUGAAGGUAGUCAUAUUGCAUCAAUUUGGUUUUAGACCUGCUGAUGCUUCCCUUGUUCCAGAAGCAUUCCAUGUAUCCUUCAUUUUUUAGGGCCUGUGAGAGAAUGCUUAAAAAUUGCAAAACUGAACUCUGUCUGCUUCUGUUAGUUAUUACUGAAGCACAGGGGAGAAAGAAUUAAUGUUCAAAACACACUUUCAAAUCAAGCUGUGCUUUCUCUAGUUAAAUUACCUGCAGUCCUACAGCAACUCCUGUACAUCAUUACCCUGACCUGCACAGCCCAGGCCAACAAAUCUCAGCAGGUAAGCAGUACCAGACCGGAUUAGUACUUGGUUGCUACACUGAGGCAGGCAAUGGCAAACUAUUUCUGAAUGUCUCUUGCCAGGAAAACUUUAUGGAGAUACCCUAAGUCAGGUGUGAUUUGACAGCAAAGGGGGG
Messenger RNA from Eublepharis macularius, 3624 nucleotides. RefSeq names its product erythroferrone (gene ERFE). The record is from RefSeq and is a predicted model, not a curated record. Gene Ontology annotation, biological process: positive regulation of insulin receptor signaling pathway; negative regulation of gluconeogenesis; positive regulation of D-glucose import across plasma membrane. Gene Ontology annotation, molecular function: hormone activity. Lineage: Eukaryota; Metazoa; Chordata; Lepidosauria; Squamata; Eublepharidae. The transcript is spliced from 8 exons. Bases 579 to 1595 code for a protein of 338 amino acids.